UUGAUGUCUAUAUGUAGUAAUUGAAGCACUAAUGAAAUGAGCGAUAAUUCAAUGGAAACGUUGUGUUGAUUGCAGUGAACACUGAAAUUGCAUUGAAUUUAGUGUUAAUUUGUAUAUAAAUAUUGUGUUUGUUUUGUGACACCAAUUGAGUGCUUCAUAUCAUUACAACAAUUGACUGCCAAUUAUGUCUUCAAACGGAGAUUCAGUGGUCAGCAGUGGUAACGACACUACCAAUGAAAGCAGUGGUGAUAACAAUAAUAGUGAAACCAUUUGUGACAAUAAUAACUCUGAAUUGAGUGAUAAUAAAUGCGAAGAGAGUUCAGCAGUGAAGAAGUCGAGGACCGAUACGUCAAGUGGUAGUGACCGCAGCGGUAGUGAUAAUGAACUGAUAAAUACCAAUAACAACAGCAACAGUAACGACAAGAAUAAUAAUGACUCACUAUUAUCAUCGGCAACACCUUUGGCCAGUUCUUCCGAUUUGGACCGACAGAUAGAUCAACUCAGGAGGUGUGAGAUAAUCAAAGAGUCAGAAGUCAAGAGUCUCUGUGCCAAAGCCAGAGAGAUACUCAUCGAGGAGUCUAAUGUCCAGAGAGUGGACGCACCCGUCACGGUAUGCGGUGACAUUCACGGCCAGUUUUAUGACCUGAAGGAGUUGUUCAAAGUUGGUGGUGAUGUUCCCGACACUAACUAUCUAUUUAUGGGAGACUUUGUCGACAGAGGUUUCUACUCAGUCGAGACUUUUCUUUUAUUGUUAGCACUUAAGGUACGAUAUCCGGAUCGCAUUACUUUAAUCCGUGGUAAUCAUGAGUCACGACAAAUAACACAAGUCUACGGUUUUUAUGAUGAAUGUCUCAGAAAGUAUGGCUCAAUCACCGUUUGGAGAUAUUGUACCGAAAUAUUUGAUUAUCUCUCCCUCUCAGCCAUUAUAGAUGGAAAGAUAUUUUGUGUUCACGGAGGUCUCAGUCCAUCCAUUCAAACAUUAGAUCAAAUCAGAGUCAUUGAUCGCAAACAAGAAGUACCACACGAUGGACCCAUGUGUGACCUUUUAUGGUCAGAUCCUGAGGACACACAAGGAUGGGGUGUAUCUCCCAGAGGUGCUGGCUAUCUGUUUGGAUCAGAUGUGGUCGCACAGUUCAAUGCAACGAACCAUUUAGAUAUGAUUUGUAGAGCACAUCAACUCGUAAUGGAGGGCUUUAAGUGGCAUUUUAACGAAACAGUUUUGACAGUAUGGUCGGCACCUAACUAUUGUUACCGUUGCGGUAAUGUGGCCGCUAUUUUAGAGUUGGAUGAAAAUUUGCACCGAGAUUUUACUAUUUUUGAAGCCGCGCCACAGGAGAGUCGAGGAGUACCGUCAAAGAAACCACAACCGGAUUACUUCCUAUGAGUUAUACCAUGAG
Messenger RNA from Oppia nitens, 1397 nucleotides. RefSeq names its product serine/threonine-protein phosphatase 4 catalytic subunit (gene Pp4-19C). Gene Ontology annotation, biological process: peptidyl-serine dephosphorylation; double-strand break repair via homologous recombination. The transcript is spliced from 5 exons. Lineage: Eukaryota; Metazoa; Arthropoda; Arachnida; Sarcoptiformes; Oppiidae. The record is from RefSeq and is a predicted model, not a curated record. Gene Ontology annotation, molecular function: protein serine/threonine phosphatase activity. The coding region runs from base 185 to 1384 and encodes 399 amino acids. Gene Ontology annotation, cellular component: cytoplasm; nucleus.